This is a messenger RNA of Setaria italica (foxtail millet), 2297 nucleotides long. Its product is annotated as cytokinin dehydrogenase 3. Bases 410 to 1981 code for a protein of 523 amino acids. Gene Ontology annotation, molecular function: FAD binding; cytokinin dehydrogenase activity. Gene Ontology annotation, biological process: cytokinin metabolic process. The transcript has 5 exons. The record is from RefSeq and is a predicted model, not a curated record. NCBI's taxonomy places the organism in Eukaryota, Viridiplantae, Streptophyta, Magnoliopsida, Poales, Poaceae.
ACUGCUCUCAGGCAUUCUUUGUCACAGGGGUCGAGGGGAGAGGGACAGAGAGGGCUGAGGAUCACAUGGUGGCCUUUUUUUGGGUAUGUGACAGCUUCUGCUUUAGUCUUUUAGUGCUUCCUUUUAUCUCCUCUUCAUGAAACCCCUUUCAAAACCUCAAAUCACCACCUCAUCGGCUGAUCAGUGAGUGCCUUCUCCUGCUCCUUUAAGAGCCCUCUUCCCCUGCCCUCAUUUUUCUUCAUCCCUUACCUUUGCCCAAAAGGCAACAACAAAGCUAUAUGAUGCUCUGAUCGCUUCGCCGACCGCCAUCGCAAUCCUACACAUUGUGGUGACGCACCAAGAUAACACAACCCCUCUGCUUUUACUACCCUCCAUAUUACAAGAGGCAGCUCAAGGAAUUGCUCACGCCAUGGAGGUUGCCAUGCUCUGCACAAGAGUUAGCUUGCUCAUCCUCAUCCUCUCCCUCUGCUCUCCAUACAAGUUCAUACAGAGUCCCAUGGACUUCGGCCCCUUGAACCUGCUCCCCACCACCACCACCGCGUCCAGCGAUUUUGGUAGGAUACUUUUCCACUCUCCAGCCGCAGUGCUGAAGCCCCAGUCCUCAAGGGACAUCUCCCUGCUUCUCAGCUUCCUCUCUGGCUCGUCUCUGAGCAAGGUCACGGUGGCGGCCAGGGGAGCAGGUCACUCCAUUCAUGGCCAGGCCCAGGCUCUAGAUGGCAUUGUGGUGGAGAUGUGCUCUUUGCCUGCCGAGAUAGAAUUCUACAAAGGAGGAGAAGGAGAAAUUUCAUAUGCUGAUGUGAGUGGUGGGGUUAUGUGGAUAGACCUCCUGGAGCAGAGCUUGAAGCUUGGGCUAGCUCCAAGGUCAUGGACUGACUACCUCUAUCUCACCGUUGGUGGAACGCUGUCCAAUGCUGGCAUCAGUGGGCAGACAUUUAAGCACGGGCCUCAGAUUAGCAAUGUUCAACAACUGGAGGUAGUCACAGGACGAGGGGAGAUUGUGACAUGCUCACCCAGCAAGGAUGCAGAUUUGUUCAAUGCGGUUCUGGGUGGCCUUGGCCAGUUUGGCAUCAUAACUAGGGCCAGGAUCCUGUUGCAGGAAGCUCCAUUGAAAGUGAAGUGGGUGAGAGCCUUCUAUGAUGACUUCAGCACCUUCACCAAGGACCAGGAGUUGCUGGUAUCCAUGCCGGAUUUGGUGGACUAUGUGGAAGGUUUCAUUGUCUUGAAUGAACAAUCCCUUCACAGCUCCUCCAUCGCCUUCCCUGCGAAUUUGGACUUCAACCCAGAUUUUGGCACCAAGAACAGCCCUAACAUUUACUACUGCAUAGAGUUUGCAGUCCAUGAUUACCAGCACAAGAACACUAAUGUGGAACAGGUUGUGGAUGUUAUCUCUAGGCAGAUGAGCCACAUGGUGUCCCAGUUAUACAGUGUGGAGGUGUCCUACUUUGAUUUUCUCAAUCGGGUCAGGAUGGAAGAGAUGAGCCUAAGGAGCAUCGGGCUAUGGGAGGUACACCACCCAUGGCUCAACAUGUUUGUGCCAAAGGCAGGGAUUAAUGACUUCAGGGACCUGCUCAUGGACAACGUUUCACCAGAUAGCUUUGAAGGCCUGAUCCUCAUCUACCCACUCCUCAGAGACAAGUGGGACACCAACACAUCGGUCGUGCUACCAGAUUCCGGAUCCAUGGACCGGGUGAUGUACGUGGUGGGCAUCCUCAGGUCCGCAAACCCUGAUGGUGGCUGCUCCCACCACUGCCUCCAGGAGCUCCUCCGCCGCCACCGCCGCAUCGCCGACACCGCCGGAGUUCACCUCGGCGCGAAACAGUACUUGGCUCACCACCCGACUCCGUCUGGUUGGCACCAGCACUUUGGCCGGCGGUGGGAGCGGUUCGCGGAGCGCAAGACCCGGUUCGACCCGCUACGCAUCCUGGGGCCCGGCCAGGGCAUAUUCCCCAGGAGCGACGACAAUGCUGCGUAUGGGAGCUAGCUUAUAACCGGCAGAAAGUGAACGUGGCGGUACAAUAAGGGGAUAUAGACAGCUGAGUAGGAUGCGAUCUUGUUCUUUCUUUUUCUGGAUCUUCUCUUGAGUUUCCUCGGCAUUUUUGAGGCGUCGGAUUGGGUUAUUCUGUGGGGGUGGGGGCACUCUUUGAGUUUGAGAGGACCCGGUGGUGAACAUCACUGGGAAUUUUGGAACUUUGUACAGGCUGAGGAAGCACAAGCUCUAGAGAUAGAGAUAGUGAUUCUAGAUACUGCGUGUUUUAUUGAUAUAGCAGAAAAUAUAACACUACAGCUUUGGAAGGUCA